AUGCAUUCAAGCUAUUGCCUUCAAUGCAUAGCUCCUUUUCCAACCCCCUCAACACUUGACAGCCCACUGACAGUGCUGGAUUUAUGCACCAAUUUAUCAGCUCCCGCUCGCAACGCGCAGCUACCUACCCCUCCCCCCAAACCAUCGGUGAACGAAACUGCGGCAGCUACAACCACAGUACGACGAGAAGAUCGUCAUUCCACAGACCUAUUCAGGGAAAAUGAUCCAUACCUUAAUCGCUGUUUUUGGCGCUUCAAUCCAUGGACAAUGGCAUCAAAGGGAGAAACUGGAUCGGCAAAUGAACGGCUUCGCAUUCCAGAUCCAACAAUGACCUUGUUUCAGUUUCAUUGUUGGUUGUUAGGACGAUCGGAACAGACUGACCUGGAACGAUUGGAAGAGAAAGCAAUGGCCAGUCCUGAUGAGGACGCACAGGACAUGACUCCAGCCCCAUCGGCUGAUGGUCCACCACUUUUGCCGCCACCACCGAGUGAUAUAAGCGUAUGUGCGACUAGCGCCCAAUAUCUUCUAUCCUUAAUACAGCGAUUCGGUCCAACUUUGAACGCCGCACUCCAGGAAGAUUGGGUGGAGGCAAUGGAAAAUUUAGAACAACAUUUGGCCCCCGGUUUGGCGUUUCUCUACCAAAGUGACAAACAGUCGUUUCAAGUUGUCACCGAAACGCUGAUAAUCUGGGUUUACACAGGACUUGAUCUGUCCACUGCCUUGAGGCAACUGAAUAGUGCAUGUAUCGUUCGGCAUUUGAUGGCUGGAGUGAAAUUGACUGGAUUGGUCACAGGAACUAUUUGUUCACAGGUUGCUUGGUCGCUCCUCUACCCCAGUCUACCCACUACGGUAAAGGGCACGGAAUCACAUCUCGAUAUCCUCCAAGUACAACACUUGCUGCUAAAUCUUUUGGAGUCCCCUCUGAUAACCACACCCUUGCGCCUCGUAAUAUGCCGAGCUCUGGAUCAAACAACUCGCCUUUCGGUAGGUAUGGAUGCUUUCCUUGGACGAGAAUGUCACGUACCCGCAGUGGAUGGGAAUUCGCCUCCGUCGAAGGUCACUGUGCCACUUGCAGAAGAGACUGUGAUGGAUGUCGCCGAUCAGCAAUCGAGAAUAGAUGCGCAUCAGUUAGAGACGGUUGAAGGCAUCCAACUUGCCUCGACUGCCGCACAGGAAAACAACCAAGUAACGGAAGCGGGUGAUAUAGUCAAAGAGAAGGGGGAUACCGAGCAAGAACUCGAAUCAGUAGGAUGUGUGCCCUCGACAAAUCGCACCCCUUAUCAGCGGCUGGUUUUCCUUUUCAGCGCUAGCAGGAACGCCCGAGUCACACACGCCUACCAGUGUCUGUUGAAUAAAAUCCACGCAUAUGAACUAUUCCUGGAAUUUCAUGAACUGAUCGAGACGUUACGCAACGCUGGAUUGGAAGGCGACUCUCCCCAAGAGUGGUUCAAGCUGGAACAUAAGCUUGCUUCUUAUCUUAGCGAAAUCGCCCAUAUACUUCAAAACGCUGAAGAAAUAUUGGCCAAUCCGCGAACAAGAUUGCCGUGUCCAAUACUGUUAGAAGAAGCAAAACGAGUCUGCCACGAUCCAUACCCAGAUUUGUGUUCAUUAAUGGAUAGCACUUCCUUCUUAGAAGACAUGGCUUGGCUGGCUGGAAAAUUCAGUCGUGUGGAACCCGAACAGUCGGAACCUAUGGACACUACCGGGCCCACGGAGCCUUCUACCACAUCCUAUCCCAGUGCGCCCGAACCGAACCUGUUCAGCUCUACCUGUCGCAUUCAUCGUUCUCAGGUCAUCUGGUCUUGCUUCGAGAGACUUUUGUCCAUCAUGUUUUCUGAGGUGAACAGUCUACUUUUGUUCGCUUCUCGUCCAGAACCAACCACCCUUCUUCUGCAUAGUCUGCUAACGGAUGAGCCUCACUCAGUAGAACUUGACGGAACAGGACUGGAAGAAAUGAUCGUCGACAGACUGGUUCUUGGGCUAGAAUUGGCGUAUAAACUGGAAACUGUUCGCUAUGUGGAUUUGUUGAUAGAUUGCACACGAAAAAAGGGUGUCACAGGUAUGCUUUCAGUCGUGUCUCAGCUUUCUCUGCCGAUGGAAGAUCGUGUCAAAUUGGAACCAACACUGAGGAGUGCCUUGUUCGGGUUGGCUCGGCUAUGCACGUCCUCCUUGGGUUCCGUAACAUUCGGACUGACCAACACGGAACUUGUGGAAACGGUCAAAUCCAUAAUCAGUUCAUCUGCUCCUGUUUGGGUUGCCGACGUGCUUACCAUGGACGAUUAUUUCUCCCCUCUUCUUAUGUUAGUUGAAGCGUUCGCUAAUUCAGAAGCAAAUUCCAGCACUUCGACCAGAGCUAAAAGUUCCGAUAACCUAAAAGAAAACGAGUCCGCUGAAAAAACUGCAGAUGUCACGCCGAGUGCCCCCAGUGACCCAGUCCCCGCCGGCGGUAUCCGAGCCACGCUUCGCCAGCUGAUAUUCAAUCCUCUUGAGCUCUCUGUUCUGGUGAACACAAUCGUUCUCACGGUGUUACGCCAUAGCGACCGUAUGGGCUAUUUGGACCGUUAUGGACCGCGAUUGGCCCAGUUGGUAACGGCUGAACAUCUGUGGGAAGAACAUCUGGACGAAUCCGCUGCUUUAAACGCGCUGACGCGCUUAGAAUCUUUCAGUCGCUCAGCUGCCCCUCUGCUCCGUUGGCUGCGAGAUUGCCCCACGCGCCCGGCCGCAAUGAAUUUGAUCACAAUGUGUGACGCACAACUGCUGUCUGCAGACGCCUUCAUUUGGUUUCUGAACCAGUUGAAGCCGGUGAUAACCGAACUAGAAGAGGCUUUGGACAGUUUAUUGGGCCUCGAGGUGGCGGAUGAUUUGGUGAAUGCUGCUGGAUCGAUUACUUCUAGUUCCGCUGGUCGAAAGCAGCUGCCCAAUCAGGGGAUUGUAGCAGGACGUAGUUUACCACCGGCUGGCUUGCUUCUUCUACGCGUCAUCCGAGCUCAUGUAUGUGGAUCACCACCGAGUAAAGAUGUCCUACCGUGUACUGCCCGUCCGGAACAGCAGGUGGUGUUGGGUCGCAACUUGGCCUUGAUUGAACUUUUCAGUGCCAACGGAUUGCACAAGCUGUCUUCUCUGUUGCAGAAGCUGAGUGAAUACUUUCUGCUGCAAUGUCAAGCUCUCGUUUGUCAAGCGUCAUGCUCGUUGGAUUUGCUCGGUAUCAGCACACUGAACUCAAAUAUCAGCCUCGUUUUUGGUAUGCUUGAAGCGGCAGUCCACUUGGUCUCACAACUCCUCAUUACGAUACUACGUGUACGUGAAGAGGACUUUAGAGACAUGACACCCGUCCGACCAUUGUGCCACGCCUAUGCCACCACGAUUUAUGCUGUUGCUCCUCCUGGACCAGCAGCGAAUCAGCUGAGAAGAUUACGGAAAACCGCUGUCGCUGGGCUCUUGGCCUACGGAGCAGGUAGUAUGCCGGCGAACCUAUCUGUAAAAGAUAUUGAAAAAUCCCCGUGGGUUUCGGUCUGUCGCGAAGUAAUUUCCUUUACAAUCGCGGCACCCCUAUACUACCUUCCUGGAUUGAAACUUUUGCUUGAGCUAUUGCCUUUGCCGCUCCCUAUUUACACAAUCGAGCCCUUGGAUGAUGCAAAUCAGAAAAAGUUGCGGUCGGCACGUGAUCAGUGGUCCGUUUACCUCAUUGGAUUGGCUCCGGAGCUGACAGGUCUUGUGGAGUUGUUGGGUGGUACUGAUCCGACUCAGUCGAACCCACUCUACACUGCUCUUCAACAACUAAUCACACGUUUGGCCGAUCUCGGUUACCCGUGUGCUACAUUUUUGGCUACAUCUUGUUUGGAUUCUCUGUUUGCCGUUUGGGAUGAGUUGACCGAAGAGCAACGCAAACUGCCCAGUUCGGCGGCUGUUGCAGAUGGUUCGAAUGCUGAAGACUCAGACAAAGCAAGCAAUCCCGCUCGCUUGGAAACCAGCACCACCACAGUAUCAGCAUCAAUAGGCGAGUCCAGUUUAUCCGCAGCGACAACCGAUAACUCACAGACAACAGUGACAGUAGGAACUCCAAGUGCUCGGCUAAUGCUCCAUUCGGUCGUCCGUAGCGAGACGGAUAUCAAUGUCGAAUUAUCUGCAAGUACCGACUCCAUGACCCUGACAACCGGUGUGCAACCAAGCUCGUGCAAAUUCACUGACCUGGAUGAUCCUAGUGAACUCGCAUCAGCCUUGUCCCUGCUUUAUGCAAACCUUCAGGUUCCCGCUUGUCGCUUCGCUUUGCUUUAUUUGUUGCGUCAGAGCUGCGCACCACGUGACUUAUCCACGCGCGGAUCGAAACCCAUUGAAGAAAGCCAACAGAAGCUGGAACGUAUCCGAAAGAGUCAACUACUAAUGCUGGCCGAGAGUAUACUUUCCGUUUGUUCGGAGAAAGCUCAAUAUGUCCGUGUCCAGAUGUUGUUGCUGAAAUGCCUGGCAUUACUGGUUAGUCCCAGUCUCGCUUUGAAUGGAUUUACCAACAGUGGGGACGAGCAUCUACUAUGGGACGGACAUCCCCAAGUCUGCAAUGAAGUUAAACUGGUUGAAGGUCUGCCGGAUAAUGCUUUCUGUCAAGAGCUUAUUACCAUACUAGUCAAGCAUGUCAUCACUCCAGAACGUGAUAUGACCACCCUACCAGCCGCUCUAUUACCCCUUUUGCUUUUAAGUCAGCACGACUCCGGUUUCCUCUUGGUUCAAAGCGCCCUCGAUAGCCCUGUUGCCCAGUUAGAUGGGCAACAUUUGUUCGCCAACAUGGUCCAGCGAGUAAAUGAUUGUUUCAGCGCAGAGAAUCCCGACUGUCAAGCCACCCUUGCUGGUUGUCUUUCGCUACUACAGUCCCUACUUAUCGGUCGAACCACGCUUCCCCUUACUUUUUCUUCCGAAUCGAAUGGGAUAGAAAUGACCCAUAUGAUGGACAAACUUCGUCGACUGCACAUAUCUGGUGCUCGUGUGAGGGAUUGGCUGGGUUGGUCGAGUGGUGGAGACGAAGGCAAACCCGUGCGAGACUUACAUGCACUUUUGGAGAUGUUGGCUGAUGAUGAACCUUCUUUGGAAUAUUUGCGUAGUGGGAUGAAGAAUCUGUUAUCUCUACUGUCAGAGGAGUUUGACGUUCCUGCAUGCGAGGAGAGUGCUUUGGAUUCCAGCACACUAAUCAAACCUCGGCCGAUCGAAGAGCUAUUUGCUAGCCGCCCAUAUUUCAUAUCGCUUUUGUCCUCAUCUGCGUCAGUUUCAGAGGAGGAAUAUCGGCGUAUGUUCAUUGCACGCUGGUGUUUGUACAACAGGUUCUCCCGCAAUCGGUCUAUUGUUGAUGUCCCCGGGGAUACCUCAGACACGGCACCAUAUCUGGUCACGUGCAAUCUGUCAGAACUAGCCGCAGGUCACUGCAACACUCCCAGCAUUCGUGAUGAACUGCUCAAAUGUGGUCGCCAACGUGAUUCAGCCGAGACCGCCAUACGACAUCAAAAACGUCGGCGUGGACAAACUUCUAUAAUCGAGACUGGCAGAACUUCGAAAAAAUUUGUUGCACCCAUGCGUGGACGUGGAUUCAUGUUACGGACUGGGCCGGGUGCCUCCGGCGGCUCCACAGGCACAUCCAAUUCCGGUCCAACUGGUUCAAUUUCGGGCACUGGCCGGCUUGAUCCCUUUCGGUCGAGACCCUUAAACACUAGCCGACCUCCAAGUUUGCAUGUGGAUGACUUUACAAAGCUAGUCAAAGAUGACACCGUGAUAGAGGAUGUUUCGCGUUCUCGACUAUACCGCGAUGGGCGUAACUUCCGGGGUCGUGGUUCCCGCAUCAACUCGGGUCGUGGUGCCUCAACCAACGUCAAUUCUUCAGGCGCGUUGCACCCGACUUUGCCGUUCGCUUUUGGUGUCCCUGCCCUAAAUCCGCUAAGCGCGACAGCGUUACUCCCGGGCUGGCCGAAUAUGGCCCGGACCUUUCCCCUAUUCCCCUCCAACAUGGAUUCACGGAACACCCCAGGGCGUCGGGAUCGCCCACUUCGAUGAUAACUGAUCGACCACGUGUAUAGAAC
Opisthorchis viverrini is the source of this 6056-nucleotide messenger RNA. RefSeq lists its product as hypothetical. The transcript has 28 exons. The coding region runs from base 1 to 6030 and encodes 2009 amino acids. Lineage: Eukaryota; Metazoa; Platyhelminthes; Trematoda; Opisthorchiida; Opisthorchiidae. The record is from RefSeq and is a predicted model, not a curated record. Gene Ontology annotation, molecular function: RNA binding. Gene Ontology annotation, cellular component: RNA N6-methyladenosine methyltransferase complex.